AAGGCAGGAGAAGGGAUCAUUGGAGUGAAGGCCUUGUAAGUGAGGGAGGGCAGGGCUUAGGGAGGGGAGGUAGGAGAGGCAGGCAGAGUGCUUGAGUCCUGGAGUCCUGGCUCUGAGUGCGAUUGGAGGAAGGGCUCAUUAUGAGGACCUCAGGGGCUGGAUCGGGAGGUGCUCUUGGGACUAGGAAGAGCCUUCCUGAGUGGGCUGAUGGGAAGCCGGAAGUGUUUCAGCUGAGAUACCUCUGCUUUCCAGUAGCCCCCUCUGUGCUUGCAGAUCCCAGCAUUGAGAGAGAAUGGCUCCUGAGAGCAGCAGACCCCCAGCCCAGGAGUCAGUGACAUUCAAGGAUGUGGCUGUGGACUUCACCCAGGAGGAGUGGGGGCUCUUGGACCCCCCUCAGAAGGAGCUGUACAAGGAGGUCAUGCUGGAGAAUGCCUGGAACCUGCUCUCCCUGGGGCUUCCCGUUCCCAGAGAAGAUGUGAUCUCUUAUUGUGAGCAAAGGGAAGCACCGUGGAUGCUGGAGCAAGAAGGCCUGAGGCGCUGCUGUCCAGGAGCGAUCAGGCUUGAAAUGAAAUCAUCUCCUGCAGAGACAGGCCUUUCUUUGGAACAAACUCACCAGCAAAGAUGUAUAAAUAAUGAUCCCUCUGACUUUGAUAGGAGAGAAAUCUUUGCUGUGACACAUCAGAGAAUUGACACUGGGGAGAAACCUUUUGAAUGUAAUCAAUGUGGAAAGACUUUCACAUGGAAGUCUCAUUUUGUUAUUCAUCAGAGAAUCCACACUGGAGAGAAACCUUUUAAAUGUAACCAAUGUGGAAAGACUUUCACAAGGAGGUCACAUCUUUUUAAACAUCAGAGAAUCCACCAUGGAGAAAAACCUUUUGAAUGUAAUCAGUGUGGAAAGACUUUCACAUGGAGAUCCUAUCUUGUUCAGCAUCAGAGAAUACACCAUGGAGAGAAACCUUUUGAGUGUAAUCAGUGUGGAAAGACUUUCACAUGGAGAUCCCAUCUUGUUAUCCAUCAGAGAAUCCACACUGGAGAGAAACCUUUUGAAUGUAAUCAAUGUGGAAAGACUUUCACAUCCAGGUCAACUCUUUUUCACCAUCAGAGAAUCCAGCAUGGAGAGAAACCUUUUGAAUGUAAUCAGUGUGGAAAGGCUUUCACAUGGAGGUCAGAUCUUGUUAAACAUGAGAGAAUUAGCACUGUAGAUAAACAUUUUGAAUGUAAUCAAUGUAGAAAGACUUUCACAUCCAGGUCUCAUCUUGGUAACCUUCAGAGAAUCCACACUGGAGAAAAACCUUUUCAAUGUAAUCAUUGUGGAAAGACUUUCACAUGGAGUUCAGAUCUUGUUAAACAUCAGAGAAUCCACACUGGAGAGAAACCUUUUGAAUGUACUCAAUGUGCAAAGACUUUCACAAGGAGGUCAACUCUUGUUAGACAUCAGAGAUUCCACACUGGAGAGAAAGCAUUUGAAUGCAAUCAAUGUGGAAAGACUUACACACAGAGGUCACAUCUUGUUAGACAUCAGAGAAUCCACAUUGGAGAGAAAUGUUAUAAAUGUAGUCACUGUGGCAAAGCCUUCAUUGGAAAGUCAGCGCGCUGUUUCUCAUCAGAGAAUUCAUAGGAAAUAGGAAUCUUAUAACUGACAUGAAUGAGGAAAGGCCUUGAAAUGGAGUACAGAGCUUCUUUGACUCCACAAAAUUCACUCUGGUUAUAAGACAUCAUUGGACUCAGUGUGAGAAGCCUUUCAGCCAGAGAUCAUCUCUUAUGUACUCAUUAGAGUAUUUAUACUAGAAAAGAAGCCUUAUGCCAUGUGCUCAUCUGGGAUAUGCUUUUUUUCUGGAACAUUGAGGUUGCUGGUAAAGGUCAAGUUUUUUGCCUGAUUGUAAAGGAAAGUUGAAAUAAAAGAAAAUAAAGCAUGCCAACCCUCCAGUUUACAAAACAAAUAAACAAAAAGAGGCAAUAGGGUCAUGAACUGUAGGAUUGUGUGAAAGAAGACAUCUGGAUGUUCUCAGAAAUAGGAUGUCUUCAGAGUGAGGAAAAGGAUUGAGACAGUAUUAUGUCAACUGGGGAAACAAUGUUUGGUGAAGGGAGGGACAGUAUGAUUUGACUAAGGGUAUAAAACGUAAAGAAUUAAUUGUUAUUUGAGGUUUUAUGACCCCAUCUUUUGGCUAGAAUUAAAAACAAACCAUGGCACACCCUGGCCUGGGGCUUUGCAAACCGCAGGGUGCUCCACUCACUGGUUGUAGCCGUCACCAUGGCACUGGCACCUCUGUCAUCACCACUCUGGGAUGCCUACUGGGCCUGGCCAAAAUUAUAAAUGAUUGGAAGCUUGUGAGGGCAGUCGUGUGACUGUCAGAGCGGUCAGCCAAUUGGCUGGGGGCUGUAUGUGGUCAGCCUGGGUUCUGCUGGGUAGAAGGGCAGUUUUCCGCCAUUCUCGCUUGAAACUGGAAGGUGACAGGAUGCUGCUGUGUGUUUUCAGCUGAUUCCUGGGCGGUGGUGUUGUCGAGGUUGUAUAAUUUCCCUUUUCCCCAUUUUAUUUCCUUUCCCUUGAUCCUACUGAUCUUGUUUGU
Messenger RNA from Dromiciops gliroides (monito del monte), 2567 nucleotides. Its product is annotated as zinc finger protein 383-like. The record is from RefSeq and is a predicted model, not a curated record. NCBI's taxonomy places the organism in Eukaryota, Metazoa, Chordata, Mammalia, Microbiotheria, Microbiotheriidae. The coding region runs from base 293 to 1618 and encodes 441 amino acids. Gene Ontology annotation, molecular function: RNA polymerase II transcription regulatory region sequence-specific DNA binding; DNA-binding transcription factor activity, RNA polymerase II-specific. The transcript has 5 exons. Gene Ontology annotation, cellular component: nucleus. Gene Ontology annotation, biological process: regulation of transcription by RNA polymerase II.